CUCCGCCCAUUUCGAACGUUUCCCGGGCAAGCCUCUUCAGCUCGCGCCGCUCCUUCCUUCCGGGUCACGGGGCCUUUCCUAUUGCCUGGACCGAAGCUCCGCCCACAAGUGACCGAGGUCCCGCCCCCAAAAGGGAGGGGAUGGCUGGCCGAGGAGGAGGCGGAGGUGGGAGGGGGCGUGGCCGAGGGGGUCACAUGACCUUUAGCGUGGAGGCCAUCGGCAUCAUUGGCAAGGGGGAGGCGCUCCCCCCACCCACCCUCCAGCCCUCCCCAUUGUUCCCACCCUUGGAAUACAAGCCGCUUCCUCUUCAGACGGGAGAAGAAGUCGAAUAUAUGUUGGCUUUGAAGCAGGAGCUCCGGGGAGCCACCAAAAACCUGCCUUAUUUCAUCAAACCUUCCGCCCCAAAGAAAGAUGUGGAACGAUAUUCUGAUAAAUACCAAAUAUCCGGCCCUGUUGAUAAUGCCAUCGAAUGGAACCCCGACUGGAAACGGCUGCCCCAGGAAUUGAAGAUCCGGGUGCGGAAGCUGCGGAAGCAAAGAGAAUUGGUUCUGGCCCCGAAACGUAAAUCCCAGCUUCCGACGGAUAAAGAGGAAACCAUCAAGAAACUGGAGACUUUGGAGAAGAAAGAGGAGGAAGUGACGUCGGAAGAGGAAGGAGAGGAAGAAGGGAACGAGGAAGGGAAGGAGGAGGAAGCAGAGGAGGAGUACGACGAGGAGGAGUUCGAGGAGGAGACGGACUACAUCAUGUCUUACUUCGACAACGGGGAGGAUUUCGGGGCCGACAGCGACGACAACAUGGACGAGGCCGUGUAUUGAAGACCUGGAGGGAGAGAGAAAGAGAUACGCGCACACAUAUGUAUUCUGGGUACGUCUGCACUGCAGAGUUAACCCAGUUUGGUACCUCUUUGAGGCUACCAUUAUUAUGAGGUGGUGCUUUUCGGCCCAUUGGCCUCCAGGUGGCGUCGUUGCUCAACUUCAGAUGUAAAUAAAGAGAUAUUUCGAACUUU
Anolis sagrei ordinatus is the source of this 1006-nucleotide messenger RNA. NCBI's taxonomy places the organism in Eukaryota, Metazoa, Chordata, Lepidosauria, Squamata, Anolidae. The record is from RefSeq and is a predicted model, not a curated record.